Molecule: messenger RNA, 663 nt
Organism: Orbilia oligospora ATCC 24927
Lineage: Eukaryota; Fungi; Ascomycota; Orbiliomycetes; Orbiliales; Orbiliaceae
Exons: 3
Coding region: 1-663 (220 amino acids)
Molecular function (GO): acyltransferase activity, transferring groups other than amino-acyl groups
Source: RefSeq, a predicted model, not a curated record
AUGUCGCCAGCGGCACUUGAUGACCCCACCGCCCCUCGCAAGCAAUUAUCUGGUCCUAACAGGGUGAAUUUCCAACCUUCUAAGCUUCUUCCUUUGUCGAAAUCCCUAAGAGAUGGUACUGAGAUUAUUAUUACACCCUACAUUAACGGAUACCACGAUGCGCCGUUAAAACCGAUCGUGGAAACGUUAUGUGAGGAGUUGAAUGGGGAGAUUGAACGGGGUGAUACGUACCCAAUGGACGAAAUUAUGAGCGCGGAUUUGUUUGAAGUGUAUUGGUUCGGAAAUUUUGCAGCGGUUGUGACAGUUCGAGGAGGACCCGACGAUGGGACAGUGUUGGGCAGUUUUCAUGUCAAGCCGAAUUAUCCGGGAAGAUGUUCUCACGUAUGUAACGGUGCGUUUUUAACGGCGAAAGCUGCGAGGGCACGAGGUGUCGGAAGGGUAAUGGCAGAGACAUUUCUGGUUUAUGCUCCUUUGUUGGGAUACAAAUCGAGUAUAUUCAAUUUGGUUUUCGAGAGUAAUGUUGCCAGCUGCAAACUUUGGGACCGGUUGGGAUUCACAAGAUCGGGCAGGGUGAAGGACGCUGGAUGGUUGAAAGUCGAUGGGGAGGAAAAGUAUGUUGACGCUAUUGUUUUCCAGAAGUUUUUCGAUACUCCAGAGGAAUAA